CGAUUAUAACCAAUAAGGCAACGCCAGCGUCAUUUUCCAACCAAAACCUCAUUCAACGACGUCGUUUCCUCUCUCCUUCUCCAUCACAUAUAUAUAUUUCAUCUCCAUCGUUAUUCUUCCGUUUGUUUCAUGCCAUUCGCAACGGUUAAAGAAAGAGUGACCGAGAGCGAUCGAGAGAGAGAGAGAGAGAGAGAGCCCGAUCUUCCUCUAUCGAUCUCUGCUCUUUCCUCCCCCCUUUCAAGAUUCGUUGCAUUUUCUCAUUUCUCGCGAAUUCCGAAAUCGCGUUCCGUUGGCUCUCGAUUCCCACGCUCCACGUUCACGAUUUUGAUUGAGAUGAAACUUGAAAGGGCUUGAUAGUCAACAAGGGAAGAGAAAGUGCCGAGGCCCAGGUUCAUGGGAAAGUGCUUCUGUUUUGGACAAUGGCUUCAAUGAUUACUGCCUCUGCAUUUUAAAUUUGUUCAUCUUUCAUGAUGUGGAGUUUUGCAUCAAAUGCCCUUACAAGCAUUAGAUUGAAAAUAGGCUCCAAACAGCCAAGUCAAACUUCUGCAGAAUGCUCAGAUGAUGAGGUCUGCUCUAAUGCCAGCAGAGAUGAAGGGCUGGAAUGCCCAAUAUGUUGGGAAUCCUUCAACAUAGUUGAGAACGUGCCCUAUGUCUUGUGGUGUGGCCACACUCUCUGUAAAAAUUGUGUCUUGGGACUGCAAUGGGCAGUGGUGAAAUUUCCUACUCAGCAAAUCAAGAUUCCGUUCUUCAUUUCUUGUCCAUGGUGCCACCUGUUAUCGUUCCGGAUCAUUUGCAAGGGCAAUCUUAAAUAUCCUUGCAAGAACUUCUUCCUUCUCUGGAUGGUCGAGAGCCUGAAUGGUGAUAGGAAUAAGCUCGUUUCCACUUGCACGGACAACCAACCAAUUUGGUCUCCCAAGUGCAACCUUCUGGGAAGUCAAGUUACUAAUUGUAACCUAAGAAGGGCCUCAGUAAGUCCUUGUUCUAGACUGUUGGGAUCUAACCACGACGUUGGUGUCAAUGAUGGAGAAACACACCACUUUUCCCUUCAUAAAUCUCUGGAUUUCUUCCUUCACUUUACAUCCAAGUUCCCAUUGGUCGUCAUUUUCCUUCUGAUUGCCCUUUUCUUAAUUCCCUGCUGUGCUGUUAUUUUAGUCCUAUACUUUCUAGUCACUAUUCUUUUUGCUAUACCAUCAUUUCUCGUAUUGUACUUUGCAUACCCUACGAUCCAGAGGCUGGUAAGAGAAAUAACAUCUUAAGAUAUAGCCUUCAGCAGACUGUUUCUCUGGAUUGAUUGUCGUACUCUGGUAAUUUCUGUUUGUUACUUUUAGGUUUUUAUAUUCUUAUGGCUCUAUAGCUUUUGCAAUUUUUGUAUCAACUUUAAGUUUCAUCUUGAGAGGAACUUUAUUUUUUGGCAGUUGUAUUUUUAUUCUUAAUUUCCUUUUUCUGAAGUGGGUAAUUAAAUAUUUUGUACAAAGAACAAGGUUCACUUGCCGAAAAGUACAUGUAUUCGAAUGACUAUGGUUAUGUGAUACUUAUAGAAAAUGUUUAAUGCAAUAUCUAAGUCGAGGCUU
This is a messenger RNA of Glycine soja, 1571 nucleotides long. RefSeq lists its product as uncharacterized. Bases 468 to 1256 code for a protein of 262 amino acids. The transcript has 2 exons. The record is from RefSeq and is a predicted model, not a curated record. NCBI's taxonomy places the organism in Eukaryota, Viridiplantae, Streptophyta, Magnoliopsida, Fabales, Fabaceae.